Betta splendens (Siamese fighting fish) is the source of this 4764-nucleotide messenger RNA. RefSeq lists its product as uncharacterized. NCBI's taxonomy places the organism in Eukaryota, Metazoa, Chordata, Actinopteri, Anabantiformes, Osphronemidae. The coding region runs from base 298 to 1047 and encodes 249 amino acids. Gene Ontology annotation, molecular function: RNA polymerase II cis-regulatory region sequence-specific DNA binding; DNA-binding transcription factor activity, RNA polymerase II-specific. Gene Ontology annotation, biological process: regulation of transcription by RNA polymerase II. The record is from RefSeq and is a predicted model, not a curated record. The transcript has 2 exons.
GCUCAGACACAAUGAACCGUCAGAGGGUGAGGGGAACGCAUGUUGGAUCGGAGGCUUAGGCACGGUUUUAACACAUUGUUGUUUUCAAUUGUGCCUUUUUUGGCGUUUUUGCUCAUUUCUAUGUUCCACACCCGCCAUGCGGCAGUAACAAGCGUCAACUGGAAACGGUUGCUUCGUCGAGUUUGAUGAAAACGAGGUCGGGACCAGACUACCGUUAGCCCCUCCUGGCGGAUUUUUUGUUUUGCGUGACUUUUUUUUUCUUUUUCCAGUUACAGCGACAAAACGUGCCAGAUAACAAUGUCGUUGACUGCUUCGUCCGAUUAUUUUGCUGCCGAGUGUCUGGUGUCGAUAUCUAGCGGUCCUGUCCUGCAUAGACCCACCCCGGUCGCCCCCCCCAGCCAGUCGGCCACGAUGGGCCUGCUCCCCGGGGAGGCCGACGGGUCGAGCGAGGACAGGGAAGUGCGGGAGACUCUGAGGCUGGAGGGGGCCAACAUGAUGGUGGUGGCCGGUAUCCUCACCGACCUGCACAGCAAGUUCCGCCCCAUGUCGGCCUACUCGGAGAGCAGCAACUCCUCGUGCGGCGGGGAGAGCGGCUACACCACGUUGUCUGACCCCACCACCCCUACCAUGACCCCAUCCGCCACCCCGGUCCCCGGACAGCAGCAGCAGCACCUGAGGGGGCGAGGGGGAGGCGUGGGCCCUCCGCGGUCCCCGGUGAAGCGACACCAGUGCACUUUUGACGGAUGCGACAGAGUUUACGGGAAAUCGUCCCACCUGAAGGCACACAUCCGCACACACACAGGUGAGAGGCCCUUCCCAUGCACCUGGCCUGACUGUGAGAAGAAGUUCGCCCGCUCCGAUGAGCUUGCCCGCCACACCCGCACUCACACAGGCGAGAAACGCUUCCUGUGCCCACUGUGCGAUAAGCGCUUCAUGCGUAGCGACCACCUGAUCAAGCACGCCCGCCGUCAUCCUGACUUCCAGCCCUCAAUGUUGGGACGCAACAGGGCUGCCUCCUCUGCUUCCAGCCCAGCGGCGCACCAUUAGGAUGACAUGGAGCAGGGAAUUCCUGCUUGCUGGCGGCCAGCAGGAGCACAUAAGGUCAUGGUGGUCAUACCUUAACCAGCUACAAUCAGAUCCACUGACUAGGAUUUAGAAUUGCUGUGUUGUACUUUAAAAAUGUACUUACACACCUACGCCCAGCUGGAUGAGAUGGGCGGUAGCUUCAUUUUACUAUCCACACAGUGAGUCAUGCGACCACUAUCAAUCUGCUCUACAUAACUAGGGUUGGGUUUCAGCAAUGUCCAAAUCUACAGAAACUAGAGAGUCGUUAAGAAAUGUGUUUUCAAUUCCACUUAUCAAUUCCUGAAAGUAACGCUUGAAUGUUUUUCCCCGUCAUUUGCAUCACAUGCAUACCACAGCAUUAUGUGUAACAUGACAGGGCAGAUUGAACCUUUCAAAGGUGUAGCUUCACAUCAGUAAUGAUACAGUAGAUUAUAAUGAGUGUAAAAUUGAAAGAUUACAUCUAAUGACACGUUUACUACAGGUUAGUGCAUAAAUUCAGCAUUUUUAAUAUUCUGUAUUGUAACAUAUUUACAUAACAUUUUUAUACUAAUAAGUUAAUGUCAUCUUUUGGUUUACCUACUAAAUUAAUUACAGACAAAUCAAGGUACUUCAUCACAUUGAUGGAAAAUAUUGCCUACUAAGCAUACCUCAUCAUGGCACGUCCAACCUGUAUGUUUCCAACAUACUUCACUUUAUCGGGAUUUGAUAAGAAUUGGAAUCAAUAGCUAUCUGUAAAGUAAACCCAACCCUACACAUAACCUCAUUUUCUCACAUGUAAACACUUCCAAAAAUUGCAGGGAUUUUUGACAUUUUUUCUGUAAGAACACAAAUCUGCACAUCCAUCAUCAGCCAAAAUCCAACUGUUAAUUUCUAGGUUGUUGUGCCCUUCACUAUGUUUUCUUUACAGUAGCACAAUCUUGUGAAGGUAGGUAGCAAAGCAGUGGACUAGAGGCUUUUGCUGUUUUUAGCUUUGCUGAGACUAUAUAAGUUUUAGUGGCGGAACAUUCCUUCAGUUUUUUAUUUCAUUAGUAACCAAGAUUGAGGUGAUGUUUGUCAAUAUUGUUUCUUUUAUAAUCAGUUUAACUAUAGAUUCUACAUGAAUUUUGUCAGGAAGUGGAUCAGAUUUGAAGAAGAACUGUUUGCACGCCAUCCUUUAGUUUAGAUCAGUUAUCCAUGAAAUGCUGACACAUAAUACACAGUUGUAUUAUGUCUAAUACUGAUGCAAAUGUACAUAAGCUUUGAGCUUUUAAUGUAGAGUAAUGGUAAUGCUACUAACAGCAGAAUUAAUACAUAUGGUGAAUUGUAGUCCUUAUAUUAGGGGUGACAGUAUAUGCUCGAUAGGAUGGCAUUGCCUGUGAGUGUCAGUGUGUAUGUUUUAUUUUUUAUUCUUUUGUUAGUGUCAGAAUUGGAAAGUGUGUAUGGAAUGGUAUCAAAAUAGUCGAGUUGAGCUUGAUUUUCAUCAGGGGUUUGGAGCCGGACGGCACAAUGGCUUUCAGGAUCAGGUGGGCCAGGUUUUAACACUGCUGAUAAAUUGAUGUUUUAUAUUGGAGAAGGAUCUAUUAACAUGACUGUAACUGUGUUGGAAUCAAAAUGAGAGACGUCUAAAAAAUGAAAUGUGGCCAUUCUGCUCCCGCACAAUCACUUGGACCUUUGUUAUGGUGAGCUUUUUAGCGCGUCAGCCCAGUGAGCGUGCAGGUAAAACUAGUAGCCAUAACGAUAGGUCUAAUCUGUGUGUGCGCGCUACUGAACCAGCACAACAGGUGGGAGCAGACACUCCUUUAAUGGAAUGCAGCCAUGAACAAUGUUGUCAGUUACAUAAAUGACCACUGUUCUAAACAUUUGGCUGGAAACAUAUGACAAGAACAAACUGGCGCCUGAGUAACAUCGCUGUUCCAUCAAAUCAAGCAAGCCUUGUGUCAUUUAGAUAUUUGUACAUACAGUGUGAUUGUAGAGAGCUUGGAUCUUUUUCAUGUUUCCACACUGUUUGUCCAACUCAUGGACAUAUUCCUUUAUCUCAGUGAACAACACUUCUUCAGGAAUCUCUGAAAGCCUUAAAGUAUGUCAUAACUACUUUGCACCAUGUUUACAGUUGGAUCAUUGUGUAGGUAUAUAUGCCCCCCGCUGGGCUCACUGCAGAUACUCAUUAUGCAAUAUGGCACUUUUUUCUUACAGGUGUAUUUGGCUGACUAGUGUAAUGACUUACACUGUUACAAUGCUUCUACAAGCAAGCACUGUGGAACCUUGCUAAUGUGUUGAUAACCAAUGGUUUGUAAAACUGCCUUUUUGUCCAAGUGCUUUAGAAAGUGUGAUACCAGAAUUAGUAGUUAAUGUUUUUUUGUUUUUUUUAUUAUUAUUAUUUAGCGUUUGCGUAGUCAUCCAGGCCAUCUUUUAAUGUGGAACUUGUGUGUGUCAUUUUUAAAAUGGAAAAAUCUUCAUUGUUCCCACAUCUUUGUUUCUUCCACACUUGGAUCAAAGAGCGACUGCAUAUGUUUUCCUCAUCAAUGUCAAUCCAUCUUCAUACACCUUUUCACUGUCGAUCUAUUCAUUUCAAUGGGAGCUCCUCGGGAGCGAGCGAAUGCCAUGCUUUUAAACCUUGUACACGCUUCCUCAUAGGUUUGAUCUGUUAGUUUCUCAGUUGCUGCUGGCAGUAACGUGGAACACAUGGACUGUUUAACAAAGACGCAAGCAUGACAUACGUUUUGGGGUUUUUUUCUUUUCAAAUGGAGAUAUUUUCCUUUAAUUUCUCCUCACAUUUGGAAGAGUGCUUUCACACAGACUCAAAGCUAUAAUGUCACAAUAACAACAUACCUCACAGAUUUGUUUUGUGUGUUAUCUGUAUGGAAUCCAUCCAACCUAUCUUUCAGAAAUUCCUAUAAAGCCAUUGAGCCUCGGGUUUAAGAAACUGUUUUAUAUCAGCUAGAUGGUCUGCCAUGUGCCCUUUUACUUAUACUUUCUCUAUAUGCAACAUCACUACUACCUGUGUAGCAGCAGAAAUCCCCCUUUCUUUGCCCAAAUUAACCUAUAUUGAUAAUAGACCUUGGCAGAUGAAUCUUGUACAAACCGCUCCUGUCAUGAGCAGCUGUGUCACUUACCAAGGGAAAAACUCACUGCUGGCUGAGGACGAGACUGAAGAAUGGGUAUUAACGGUCACUUCACUGCAGAUAUUGCUAGAGCUCAGUCCAAAUCUACCUGUUCAUAUCACUGAAUGUGGCUUGGUGACAGUCGAGCAUUAUCCACUUUGGAUUUGUGUUUUGCUGGGCUGCCAUGAUUUCUCUCGUCACCACACUAAUUCAGAUAUGCACAUUGUACAGAAAUGGAUGUUUUUAAAAUUCAUGCCUAAUUCUUACAUUAAUGUAAUUUUUAAAUUCCUCUUACUAAAGCUUUAGUUGAGAUAUGUAGGAGGAACUGUGGAACUAAAUUGCUGCAGCAAGCUGUUUUGAUAUUUAUAUUCUCAGGUGUCUUAAAGUUUGAGCAUUGGAGUUUCAUUAUUUCCUGUGCAACACCGAAGUACAAGCAUGUUUGAUUUCUUUUGUUGUGCUGAUUAAUUUAUUACAUAAAUGGUAUCAUUUGUGUGGUUUAAUUAUUCUUUUCAUAACUCAUUUUGUGAUAUGGAACAGUACUAAUAUAAAAUGGUUCCAUUUUUUUGCCUGACCUGAAAAUACCAGUGCUUUUUUUAAAAUAAAAAUCCUGAUUUGUUCA